AUGCGAUGGAGCGGCGGCUUCCUGUGUCGUCUCUCUCAUACGUGGAUUGCGCGUAGAGGUCCUGCCAUGCGGACGCGCCUUCUACUUGCAACAGAACAUUGCAUCUACUGCCAGGCAGAGUUUGACUCAGCGAAACUCCGUCCCAACUACAACGUGGGCUUGCAGAUCUGUCUGCUCUGGAAGCAACGGAGGUAG
Molecule: messenger RNA, 195 nt
Organism: Echinococcus granulosus
Lineage: Eukaryota; Metazoa; Platyhelminthes; Cestoda; Cyclophyllidea; Taeniidae
Exons: 2
Coding region: 1-195 (64 amino acids)
Source: RefSeq, a predicted model, not a curated record